Messenger RNA from Agrilus planipennis (emerald ash borer), 855 nucleotides. Its product is annotated as sortilin-related receptor-like. Gene Ontology annotation, biological process: post-Golgi vesicle-mediated transport. The record is from RefSeq and is a predicted model, not a curated record. Gene Ontology annotation, molecular function: protein binding. The coding region runs from base 113 to 847 and encodes 244 amino acids. The transcript is spliced from 3 exons. Gene Ontology annotation, cellular component: Golgi apparatus. NCBI's taxonomy places the organism in Eukaryota, Metazoa, Arthropoda, Insecta, Coleoptera, Buprestidae.
CACCUGCAAAGGUGCAAAAUUAGAGGAUAAUAAAAAAAGUAGUCGGAAAUUAACGCAACCUCGUUGCUUCUGUCAGAUCUUUUUAACUUUUUUACUUUAAAUAUGUGCAAAAAUGAGCAUUGCAUUUAAUGAUUUUUUUCAGAUCAAUCACCUAAAUGAUAGCCAUAAGCAUUUGAUGGUGCAAUGGAUAGGUAAGGGUAGCGACGUAAUUAUUUGUUUGGCUCGCGAUCCUCCUACAUCGUAUGAAACUGAUGUUAUGAACUCCUCCAGCGUUUAUAUAUCUUAUGAUUACGGUAAUACCUACGAAAAUAAAACUGAAUUAUUCAAAAUUUCGAAUAAAACGUAUUCUGUCGUGGAGAAGUUCUACAACCAUGAAAAGUACAACACUCAUUUUGUCUUUACGGACUUGAAAAAUAAAGUCUUAUUUACGACCAAGAAUCAUGGAAGAGAUAUUAAAAAAGUGCAGUUGAAAUUUACGCCCAGUGAAGUAUCUUUUCACGAAUUUCAGCCCCAAAUUUUCCUGAUUUUGGACAAAGUUGAUUCUAAACGGCCUCUUUACCUUACUGAAGAUUUCGGAGAUAGUUGGCAGAUAGUAGAUGAGUUUGUGGAAUCUUUUCACUGGAUUUCUGAAGAUAGCACUAAACUUAGAUUAGUAUUGCAAAGGAAUGAACCAGGGGGUUGGAGCAGUAUUUUUUAUUGUAUGGACAUAACAAAGGACAAAAGGUGGCAUUUGUAUGCCACUGAAGUUAAACAUUUUUUCGUGAAAGAGGAUUACAUUUUCUUUACCAAAAAUGCCAGCAAGGUAAGAGCUUAUAAAAGAAACUAUAUCUGUAAAGAUUUAGACUAACAAAAAAA